Molecule: messenger RNA, 6526 nt
Organism: Triplophysa dalaica
Lineage: Eukaryota; Metazoa; Chordata; Actinopteri; Cypriniformes; Nemacheilidae
Gene: synpo2la
Product: synaptopodin 2-like a
Exons: 4
Coding region: 320-3862 (1180 amino acids)
Biological process (GO): positive regulation of actin filament bundle assembly
Cellular component (GO): nucleus; Z disc; actin cytoskeleton
Molecular function (GO): actin binding
Source: RefSeq, a predicted model, not a curated record
UGUGAGUGACAACACAGCUGUGUGGAACUAGGUUCUGCCUUCAUCCAGCACAGAAUUCCACUGCCCAGGGACACUCUUUCCCUCUCUAUUUUAACUUCCUUUAUUGCUGGGUCUCUAUCACCGGCAUCCAGUUCAGGGCGUGGGAGGGAUCUGCAUGUAUUCGUGAAAGACUCGACUCAGGUGGGCACCAAGAAGAACGUUAGAAAGACAGCGUUGCAGUCAUUUUCUCUGAGGGGGGCCUGUAAAAAUAUGGAGCUUUUGUGCUGAGGGCCCCCCAACGCCGACAAACUAACCUGAAGCAGAAGCACAGAUUUCCAUCAUGGUGGCUGAGGAAGUCAUCAUCACCCUCUCCGGAGGAGCACCAUGGGGCUUCAGACUUCAGGGAGGACAAGAGCACCAGAAGCCUCUGCAGGUCGCCAAGGUGCGAAAACGAAGUAAAGCAUGUAGAGCUGGACUGCGUGAGGGAGAUGAACUGGUCUCCAUCAAUGACAAUUCCUGUGGGAGUUUGUCACAUGCCGAGGCCAUGAACCUGAUCGACAGCAUACCAGGAACGCUACACAUCCGGGUUAGGAGGGCACCGGCUGGCUUUCAGUCGGUGGUUCUUGUUGCUCGAGCUCCUUCUCCCCGCAUUGAUAAAGAGUACCGUGCAGCCCUUAGGGCCAUGUCACCAUCGAGCUCUAGAUCUCACCAGCCCACCGUCCGACAGAUCCACCGAUCCCUGAUAUCUCCGACUGGCCGCAGCAGCUUGACCUCCCCUCCAGGAAGUGAAGCCUACUACGGAGAAACAGACAGUGACGCAGACGUGGCAGCCCACGAGAGGCAACGCAAGCCAAAGCGACGCAGUCCCAGCAAUUCUCCAGGCAAGGCUGGUCGAGCCUCACCAGAAGGAGCAGAGACUUCAGAGAUGAGCGGGUAUGACAGCGCAUCGGAUGCCCAAGUGUACCAUCUUCUGGGGCAUAAUGAGAGAGGAGACACAUUGCGCGGCGUAGCCCGCAAAGAAGUGAUUUACCAGCCACCUUUUACUGGAGUCUGGUCCACACAGACAUCCACUGAGACUUCAUCCGCAAGUGCGGAUGACCAGAACCCACAAGAAGGGCUAUUAGAGGAGGAUAGUGGAUUUCAGGAGACAACAAAUGUUCCACUUGUGUCUCCAGAGAGAGCCAAAGAAGCUAUGAUGUUGAGGUCUCGUGCUCAGUUGGUGCCCAUGGUCGGACCAGUUGACCAUCCGGUGGAUGAGGAACUCACCUUAACAUACAUGGAUAAAGCAAAACAAGCAAAAUUGAACCGUGGAGAGACAGUCACAGAUAAACAGGUGAAAGAGGCUCGAUCCAAAUGCCGCACCAUUGCCUCACUACUGACAGAUGCACCAAACCCUCAUUCAAAGGGUGUUUUGAUGUUCAAAAAGCGCCGUCAGCGCUCCAAGAAAUACACCCUGACCAGCUUUGGAAGUGUUGAUGAGGACAUGAGACAGAGCUCUCAAGAUGAGGAUGGCACAUUUCCCGGCAGUGAAUCAGAGUUUGACGAGGAAGGCUUUUCUGCUGCACCUGAUCCCACUUGGGACAGUGACUACCUUGACAUGUUGGAAAAAAGAUCUGUAUCCAGAGGAUUGGAUGGAGAGGAUGGGGGUGCUCUCAGUCCAGGUCUAAGUGACACCUCUGGAAAGGGGGCGCAGUUGUUUGAGCAGCAAAGGAGGAGGGCUGAGGAACAUGCAAAGAAAAUGGAAGCUGCCCAGGAAUACUUGCAAAGCCAAAUGCAUGCAUUGCCUGACCUAAAGACACAACCUCAAAUGCCUCCAGACCUUAUGACAAAACCUUAUGUCCAGCUGCCACAAGUUGCCCCAAAACCUGCCACACCUUCAAAAAUGCACAAGGACUUCCCACAAACAGAAAUGCAAACAAACAUCAGCACACCUCAAGCCCCCCCGACUAUCCCCGGAGAUACUUCAAACACAUUAGUGCUAGCUCCUGUGCAAGCUCCUGUGGUGCCUAUAACUAAUCUUUCAAUAAUGCAGGCUGAAACCGUGAUGCUUCCAUUACCUACUCCUCUACCGGAACUUCCUCCCACCUCUGUGUUAAACCGAACUGCCAGACCUUUUGCCCCAGGCUGCAUUACCCACCGCGCAGCUACUGCUCCUGUUGUCUUUCGCCCUUCAGUCAGUAAGAAGACACCUAGACCUGUUUCAGUGGCUGUGAUGGCACCUCCAUUCUCAACAGCAUCCGAGGAGUGUACCAUGGGUGUCACCUCUGCAUCCUUCUCUAGCCAGUUCACAGGAAGCCAAAGUGCUGAUGCAUUUCCGCAAAUGAUACCCACACAGCCUUUAAUGCCUGCCAAACCUACUAACCCUCCAACUGCAUCUGUGGAAUCAUAUUCUCAACCUGCGCACCACUUCUCCUCAGUGGAGAACAUCCAGGUUGCAUCAGUGCCACCUCCCAUGGUUCAAACAAAAGAGCCUUCCUAUUCUUUAGAAACACAAACAGCUCCUGGUCAUGCAAUCCAUAUUGGAACUACUGUAACCUCAGUGGCUCCCGUUAUGACUCCUCAACCCAUAUCCAUACCACCCCAGGCCUCUACUACCUUGACCCCUGCAGCGCCAGUCAACCCUUCCAUAUCUGUGUCCCCAGUGUCUUCUGUUGUGUAUCGCGACAAAACCACUGCUGCUGGCGGCCGCACAGGUAUUCUCCAAGAGGCCCGUUGGCGUAGCUCGUACAAGCCCAUGUUUAAGGUUCCUGACAUCAAGAAGAACUCACCAAAUCCUGAGCUUUUGACUAUGGUGCAGAACUUUGAUGAGCGACCCAGACGUGGGUAUUAUGAACCUGAAACUGUUCCCCAAAACACAGAUGACAGUAGGACAAGGGUCCCACCACCUGUGGCUCCUAAGCCACGGAUCAUCACAGAAAUGUCACAGAUUCCUCAGGCUGAAGGAAAAGGUGCAGAGCUGUUUGCUCGUAGACAGAGUCGAAUGGAUUGGUUUGUUGUGGAUUCUCCACCACCACAGCAACCUCUACAGCAAAUUCUCAAAUCUCAAUCAGUCAUGGAUGUGAUCCAUCCACUUGAGCCCUCUUCAGGCCAAUCCCAAUGGAAGUAUUCUCCAAACGUUCGAGCUCCUCCACCCAUAGGUUACAACCCUCUGCUGUCUCCCUCGUGUCCUGUUGGGGUCCUGCGCGGAGGGGCCAAGGUGUCUGAGGAAAGAUCCAAAGGAAGUAGGGGAGGUUAUGGGACCCAGAAAGAGGGUAUCAAGGCCUUAGACUUUAUGAGAAGGCAGCCUUACCAGCUGAACUCAGCAAUGUUUAGUUUUGGUGAUGGGGUCAAAGCACAAUCUUCAAACCCUUCCAACCAGAGGCAACAGAGGGAGGGGCACACUCUGAACCUGCCCAGGCAGAUCCCAGUGAAGGCAGCACGUGUGUUUGAAAUUAAACGGUUUUCUACUCCCACCCCUAUGUCGGCACCAACUCUCAACCCCACAGUGAUUGUACCACGUUCACAGACCACACUCGGUGAACAUCUGUCUCGCUCUGACAUGGCAUCUCCACCUCCAGCACCUGCUUCCCCACGUCCACCUGUAGCCAUACCUCAAUCCACCUCAGCACCUUCUAGGGCCCCAGGCCUUCCAGAACUUCCCAAAAUGGCAACUGUGCCCAUUUCUCACCCUCUGCCAUACUUACCCCCAGCUCCCAUGUCAAGUAUGUCAAGCCUGAACUAUCCUGGCCUCCAAGCUGCCAAACAAUUCAAAAGCGCCCCUGAAUUAAGUUUCUUACCACCAAACACCAUAAAGUCUCCAGUCCAGGCUCCCAAACCUCGGUUUAUUGCAACACGAGUGGGCAUUCAGCCCGGUGUGUGGAGGCCUGGCACCCUGCCUCAGUAAAAAGAUUAUUUUCUAAGUUCAGUAACUUGAUUCACUCCCCAAAAUUCAUACAGUUUUGACUUGAUACAUUUUUGAAGAAAACAGUGUUCAGUUGUGGGUCACUUAUUGAUUUAAAUAUUAUCUGUCAUAUUCAGUAUCUGUACCUGCUGUAUCACGAGCACACUCUUAAAUGGAUGGUUGUUACAAAAGUUAUAUGAUGCAAUAGAAGAAACUUUUGGUGCCACAAAGAACCUUUAACAUCUGAAGAACCUUUAUGUUUCACAAAACAUAAAGCAAAAAAAGUCAAUUCAGAUUAUAAAAAGUAAGAAAGAGAUAGUUCUUUAAAGAACCUUUGACUGAAUGGUUCUUUGUGGAACCAAAAAUGGUUCUUCUAUUGGAUCGCUGUUAAGAACCUUUAAAACACCUUUGUUUUUAAGAGUGUAUAUUGAUUUUUGCUUGUUUGUUAGAUCAGUGGUUCUCAAAUGGUUUUGCAUUUUAAAGUUUAUUAUUUGCAUAUUGCUUUCUGUACCCAACCAUAACAGAACAGCUGACAGUGAAAGCAUUUUUAAAAAUAUAUAGCACUAAAAGGGGUUCUUGGCUCUUAAUCAUAGAGGAACCCCUUAUAAUGCUAUAUAGAACCAUCGGUUCUUUGAGAUGACUCAGGUGCUAUAUAGAACCGCUGAAGAACCAUAUAGGGGCUUAACAGGUUCUCUAUACAGAAGUGGUCCUAUAUAGCACCUCGGCCACCCCAAAGAAUCUCUGAAGAACCACUGAAGCACCAAGAUAUGGUGCUAUAAAGCACUAAAAAUGGUUCCACUAUGAUAACGAGCAAAGAAUCACUUUCAGUUCUGUAGAGCACCAUUUUUAGAGACUUUUCAAAACUUUGGUUAAGAUCUCGGUAUGUAUCAAAACUGACAAACUGAGGUUUUCUAAAUUUGAAAUUCAUAUGUUAAUUCUGAAAAUACAGUGUAUUUGCUGUGAAAUGUUUAUCAAUAUGUAAAACUCCAUCUGUGAUAAAUAACAACAUUUAAUGUUGUCUAUUUAACUGUUGGCUGUCACUGGAACAGACAUGAUGUUAUAGAUGAGUUGGUCAUUGACUGCUGGACAAAUGGGAUUAUGCAGUGCAGUGUUCUCCUGUUAAAAGGGAUGAGGUCAUAUGUAGAAAACAACAUUCUGAAAACCACUUCACAGCACUGCAUAGCAUAAGGUUCGACUGAUAUAGCGUUUUAGAUAUUUUUCUAAGGGUAAACGCGUUCCAGUUUUGUCUUGGCAACCUGUAAGGUGACGUGUCAUCCCUUCUGUUUACCUUACCUUUAGCUUGAUCUGCUUGGCACAUUCAAGAAUGGAAAGGAGCUCAAAAAGGAGAGCGACUAAGUAUCACAUUUUGCCAAAGAUGUUUUUUUUUAUUCCCUUUGAAAAAUAAAAACACCCAUAAAUGAGACAACUGUUGACACACAGAUAGAAUAUAGUAUUAUAAAAUUAACGUGCAUAGCACCCAUCAGGUUAUUUAGUCCCGAAUCAAUGAGGUAUUCUAAAGUUCAUUUUAAGAUAUCUGAAUGCAGACUUUUUAAAUGUUAAUAGUUGUUAAUAGUUUAAGAAACUAUUAAGAUUUAUAUGAAAGUCUAGCGGGAAAAUACAUGUUUCUAAGUGGAGAAUCAGGAGAUGCAACAUUUUUCACCUAAGGCUCUGUUUGUUUUCUAUUUAAACUCCAUUCUGUUUAAGAGCAACAACAGCGAUAUUAAGAUCUCAUAAGUGAUUUUACUUUCCUAUGUAUGCCCUUUCUCAGGCACAUGAGAAAUGAUAUCUCUCCUGGCAGAGGUUGUACUAAACAGGUGCAUGAGGGUCACAGCCUAUUUGUGGGAGCAAAGUAAACAAGGAACCAGGCUGAAUUAUUGAAAUGUGCUCUGACCCAAUGUGUGGGAUUUAUAUGUCACUACCAAGCUAUUAAACAGAUAGGAUUCUUUUAAGUUGCGCGUUUUAUUUUAUAAGAAUUUGAGUGGUCAGAUCAGCAAGUGAUGAAGGUUGGAAAAGUGCAGUGCUGGAGAGAGUCUUAAAGACAGACUUGCAGUUUACCUGAGAACUGAAACAAGACAUGUAUGAAAAGUGUAGCACUGAUAUAGCUUGUAGAAGUGAUUAAUCGUGAUCCUCUCUGACACUUUUUUUUACAUGCGUGCAGAAAUACUGAUGAGUUUUCUGAAUGUGUUCCCGAAGCUCUCAGAAAAAUGAGGGAAGUCUUAAAGGAAUUCUGAGACCUUAGUCUAGGGAACAACGGUUAAAAGUGUAAGAAAAUCAGUGUACUUGAAAUUCUGAGAGAAAAAUGUGAUUGCAGGAUUGGCAGGUGAAAAUGAAUAAUUAAAAAAGUUCUCCUCUUUUAAACUUAAGUUUAGAAGUUGAAAAAGAAGUUGCCAAAAGUAGAGUAGAUGUAAUUUUUAAAUCCCGAGCCAUGGUUUUAUUUGUCUUUCGUGUCAUCACGUUUUAUUUUAAGCUUUACUUUGGUCAGUGCUCUUAAUAUUAGCUGUUGUACAAAUCAUUUUAUCACUUUCUCCUUGUAAAAUUUGCAUUUAAUGUCUCUAAAUGAUAUUUUCUGUGCAAUACCUGUAUUUAGUUUAACCUUAGGAUGUAAAUCUGAAGUGUCUUAUGUCCAUGAAUUGGCAAAAUUUGAAUAAAAUGUGUCUGUAAUUUACA